Ricinus communis (castor bean) is the source of this 1962-nucleotide messenger RNA. RefSeq lists its product as uncharacterized. Bases 274 to 1767 code for a protein of 497 amino acids. The record is from RefSeq and is a predicted model, not a curated record. The transcript is spliced from 2 exons. NCBI's taxonomy places the organism in Eukaryota, Viridiplantae, Streptophyta, Magnoliopsida, Malpighiales, Euphorbiaceae.
AGUCUUAUUCAAAAGAUUUGGGUCUAUCCCUCCAAAUACAGGAAAUCUUCUUUUACAAUUCAUCUGGUGUCUUCCUUGAUGCUAAAGUAGAUCAUUAGCAUUAUUACCAUCUAAUUGCUUCACUUUUUUGACAUUUCUUUCCCAAAUACAUUCUCUGCUUAACUUCCAUUCAUCAAGAAGUCCUUAAUUAAUAUAGAAUAUUAAUCCUUUAAUCCUUAUAAAGAAGAAGACAAAUACUGCAUAGACCUCAUCUAAAAUUGCCCCUGCUCUCUAAUGGCUUCUUGUUGCUAUCCUGCUGAUUUGUUUUCUUGGGUUCAGAACCUUCCACCAAUUACUGAAUGGCAAACAAAUUCCAUGUCCAUAUGCAUAUGUUCUUCUAGUUCAUCGUCCCAACCAUCACUUAAUCUUUCUGUGACCAAGAAUCUUCAAACCCCAUCUGUCUCCUUCUCCAUUGUUGCAAAUUUCAGUCUCUCCUUCUCUCUUUGGACAUCAAAGCCUAUCAAAACAAACUCUAAAUCCUUGAAGUUAUUAGAUGAUGAGACAAUUUCUAGUUUCUUAAUCAACCUUAUCGAAGAUGUCCUCAGUUAUUCUUCAAACAAGUGUAAAUCUUCUAUCAGAGUUCCAAAGCUGGACUUUGGCUCCAAUUUUAAAGACAUGUUCAACCUAGCAUUUCUCACAGUCUCAUUCCUUAUUUGCAUAUAUGAAGCUCCUGCAGAUCUUCGGUCGGAAUGUCUGGCUAGUCUCAAGACUGAACUGACUAAUUGCAGAUUAAGAGAAGGAUCAAAGUCGCUUAUGAAAAUCAUAGGAUCUAAUCUGGAAGAACAAUGGAUGCGUUCGAUCAAUCUUGCAAUCACAAAUUGGACUUCUGAGCUUGAAGUUACCAACCGAAUUCUCAAGACACCAUCUCCACUCUUUUCUUACUCAUUUUCUACAUUUGAGUUCUGGAAAGUUCAGUUGUAUUGUCCUGUCAUAGCUAUGGAUAUUGAAAGCUCAAGUAAUCCUUUAGCUGAUGAGAGAUUGCUCUUCUCCCUCAGACACCAUCAGCUUGAAGGGGUAAUACAGUUCAAUUACAGAGUCAUCAUUCAAGAGAAGUGGGUGGAUGUGAUUGCAACUAUAGAUAAUAUAAGGUGUGAUGUUAUUCGACUGGUGAAUGAGACUCUCAUGGCGAAACAAGGAGUCGGAACAGAAGAGAAACAUUUUCCUUCACGAAUAUCAUUACACUUGACUCCGAUCAUGCAGACCAACAUAACAAGUGUUUCGGUGGGAAAAUCUUCGGAUAAUCCGACGAGAGAGAUUGAGUUAGAAAAAAGUAUUGAAACUUCAUUUGAUCCUCCUAAUACAUUCUUAGGGCUUAAGCUUUCAGUAGGAGAGACUGUGUCAACCAGCAUGAAGCCUUGGAAAUUUGAGGAAUCUGUUCAUGGCUAUAGCGCUAUAUUGAACUGGUUUCUUCAUGAUAGCAUGGAUGGAAGGGAAGUAUCCUCUUCCAAACCAUCAAAGAUGGCACUGAUCAACCCUAAAGCUUGGUUCAAGGAUCGAUAUGCGAGUGCUCAUCGGCCUUUCACUAAGCAAGGAGGUGUGGUUUUCGCUCGCGAUGAGUAUGGAAAUGGUAUCAAGUGGAAAGUGGACAAAAGUGCUAUAGGGAAGACAAUGGAUUGGGAGAUCAAAGGGUGGAUUUGGUUAACUUAUUGGCCCAACAAAUAUAGAACAUUUUAUAGCGAGACUAGGAGGCUGGAAUUCAGAGAAAUUGUUCGUCUUACCAUUGCUUAGGUAACUAAGUUUCUCACACAUCCUCAACAAGUAUCAGCAUCUACAGGGCAAUUUACAGCUUCAUGUUCCCAUUUUGCUCUUUUCUUUCCAGAAUAAAAAAAAAAAACUUUCCAAUGCUGAUUUCCAAAUUGGAAACCAAAAUUGUAUAAGUUUUUCAUCAAUUGAUAAAGAGAAUCAGAUAUCGAAGCAGAAUAA